AUGGUGCUGAAAGCCAAAAAAGAAGCCCCAGCCCCACUGAAAGCUGAAGCCAAAGUCAAAGCUUUGGAGGCCAAGAAAACAGCACCGAAAAGUGUCCACAGCCACAAAAAGAAGAUCUGCACAUCACUCUCUUUCCGAAGAUACAAAACACCACAACUGAGAAGACAGUACAGGUAUCCUCAGAAGAGUACCCCCAGGAGAAACAGGCUUGACCCUUAUGCCAUCAUCAAGUUCCCUCUGACCACUUCGUCAGCUAUGAAGAAGACAGAAGAUAACAAACUUGUGUUAAUUGUGGAUUUCAAGGUCAACAAGCACCAGGUUAAGCAGCCUUGA
Molecule: messenger RNA, 333 nt
Organism: Sorex araneus (European shrew)
Lineage: Eukaryota; Metazoa; Chordata; Mammalia; Eulipotyphla; Soricidae
Product: 60S ribosomal protein L23a-like
Exons: 1
Coding region: 1-333 (110 amino acids)
Biological process (GO): ribosomal large subunit assembly; translation
Cellular component (GO): cytosolic large ribosomal subunit; ribosome
Molecular function (GO): structural constituent of ribosome
Source: RefSeq, a predicted model, not a curated record